Cuscuta europaea is the source of this 900-nucleotide messenger RNA. The record is from the annotation of a GenBank genome assembly. NCBI's taxonomy places the organism in Eukaryota, Viridiplantae, Streptophyta, Magnoliopsida, Solanales, Convolvulaceae.
GCACCAUAGGAGAACUCUCUGUGACAAGGGGGCCGAGACCGCCGCCUUCACUCCACCUGCAACGAUCAUCUCCUUCGGUUACAUUCUUCCCGGCGGCCCUCUGCUCUGGGUGGAGAAGACUAGGAUGGAAAAUUUAGGGCCAGCGGCAGAUGAAGAAUUUCACCCAACUAGGAUCCGUGUUCGCCCAAAUAGGAAGCCUCGCAUUGUUAUAGAGGACUACAUGCCUUCGCUGGGAGCCUACCUGCCGAGGGAAACAGAACCAGUUGAUGUCAACGUGAUACGUGAAAUCAAUGCGAGGUUGACUUCAGUUAUGGAAGACGUGAGAGUGAUGAAGAGGAGGCUGACUCGCAUCGUGAUCUUACAGUUGCUCUGCUUGAUGGUUGCAGUAUCUGGUUUGCUUGUCAAACUCUUCAGUAGGAAGUAAUAAAUAAAAGAGUAAGUAGUAGUCCUCUUGUAUCAUAUGUUUAAUCUCAGUCAAAUGAGGCAUUCCUGUAAACCUGGAAGUGUUCCUGGGGCUAGGAUGUAUUUAAUAUGGCGAAACCCGGGGUGACCUGUUAUGUAAUAUGGCUAUCUUCAUCUAACUGUUGUUGUUUGCUGGCUGGCUACUUGCAAUUAGAUAAAAAAAAAGGUGUCUGAACUAUGGUUGCGGACUUGCGGCCCUUCUGUAUCGUACUAUCGUGAGUGUUUGACCAUGCGGUUGUGCUAUUUGUAAAACAAAGUUGUACACCAACUUGUUCACCUGCUCAAAUUGACAUCAUUUUUGCUGUCAAAGGCUUGUCUGAGGAAGUAGUGAUCUUGUAUGUGCAAGUUGGAGUACAACUUUGUUAUUUAAAGAGCAUUUCUCACUUUCUCUGUUGGUGUUUUUUCAAAUAGUUAUAGUGCUUACCAAAUUUUAACUCA